UUUUUUUUUUUUUGCAGGAUAUUCUUAUACAAGUUGUACAGAUAUUAUUAAAAUCAAAACUUUUAACUAGUGAAGAUGAUGAAAGUGAUUUGCAACCUUCAUCCACAGUAAUGCUUUUCUUUGCAUAUAAAAACAAAAAGUUAAGAGUCAAUAUUAAUGUUCCAAUGAAAACAGAAAUGAAAAUUGAACAGGAAACUACACAUAAACAUAUUGAAGAAGACAGGAAGCUACUUAUUCAGGCUGCAAUAGUUAGGAUAAUGAAAAUGAGGAAAGUGAUAAAACAUCAGCAGUUAUUGGCUGAAGUUCUAAAUCAACUUUCUUCAAGAUUUAAACCUAGAGUGCCUGUUGUUAAAAAAUGUAUAGAUAUUUUAAUAGAAAAGGAAUAUCUGGAACGCACGGAAAAGGAUACUUACAGCUAUUUAGCAUGAUGGUAUUUUCAUAGCUUCAAAGUGCUGAAACAGCUUGAGUUCUUCCCCACCAAUGGCAAAAGUCUAGGUGGACAUGUGCACCAGGACUGGGAAAUCUGCCUCUUUUUGUUACAUAUUUUUUAAAAACAUUUCUAUGAAACUGACUUUCAUAGUAGUAUAUUGUAUCGUGGUUUAAAAAAUGUCAUUAUUUUAACAAGAAAAUGAAUGACAUGAGAGACUAUGGUCAUGGAAUCCACAAUUUCAAAUACCAUGAUGUAUUGUUUGUGUGGAAAAAACGUUAUUUAACUAUUUAUAAACCCCUUGUAUUUUUCCCUAUUUAUUAUAUUUCCCUAGUAUUUUUUUAAUGCUGCUUUACUUCAGCAUUGAACUUGCUACUGUUACAUAUUCUGAAAAUAUGUCCUUUAAUGCUGCUGUUGUAAGUACUGUUAACACAAAUAAAGUGAUUUUUCAUUUCUU
Messenger RNA from Stegodyphus dumicola, 884 nucleotides. It is a transcript of the gene Cul1, whose product is annotated as cullin 1. The record is from RefSeq and is a predicted model, not a curated record. NCBI's taxonomy places the organism in Eukaryota, Metazoa, Arthropoda, Arachnida, Araneae, Eresidae. Gene Ontology annotation, biological process: ubiquitin-dependent protein catabolic process. Gene Ontology annotation, cellular component: cullin-RING ubiquitin ligase complex. Gene Ontology annotation, molecular function: ubiquitin protein ligase binding.